This is a messenger RNA of Phoenix dactylifera (date palm), 2478 nucleotides long. Lineage: Eukaryota; Viridiplantae; Streptophyta; Magnoliopsida; Arecales; Arecaceae. The record is from RefSeq and is a predicted model, not a curated record.
UCCUUCGCCUGGUGACGAAAAGCCAGAAGAAAUUGGAAUGAAAAGAGCGCUUCCCAAGGAUGGAUACAAAGCCUGCCCACUUGAUAGCUGCUACCAAUCCAUAGAGAAAUUUCGAAAAUGAUUGUACCAGAGUGGUUCUUGGAGUUAUUGAAAAAUCAAAAUCCUAUUCUUUUAGGGAUAAGUAGCGCCGGCAUUCAGUCACUCCUCUUUCCCCUACCCCGCCGUAUAGGGCCCUGCGCGACUGCCUCCUUUCGGCCAGCAAACCAAAGCCAUGGCCUUAUCCUGGCCCGCUGCCGCCACGGCCGCCAUUUGCGGCUCUUGUUCCCCACCGCCCCUACCCCGCCGGAGAUUCUCCCGGGCCGCCGCCUAUUUUGUACCUGUAUGCCCAACGGGACAUCCCGGGCCCCUAUUCUGCGCUGCCUCUGCUUAUCCUGCGCACCCCUUCUCUCCCGAGGUGGCGGAAGCAGUGGAAUCCUUGUAUUCGGAGUUCAGAGAGGUCGAUAACUUGGUGGCGCACAACACCACCCGUGUUCUCAAGGCUUUUCAGAAUGCCAGGGUUGGAUCUCAUCACUUUGGUGGAUGCACUGGGUAUGGUCAUGAUGACGGAGGGGGGCGUGGAGCUCUAGACAAUGUUUUUGCUGAGAUUGUAGGGGCAGAAUCAGCAAUGGUUCGCUCACAGUUUUUCUCUGGUACUCAUGCAAUCACUUGUGCUUUAUUUGCUUUGCUGAGACCUGGUGAUGAGCUUUUAGCAGUCGCUGGAGCUCCUUAUGACACCUUGGAGGAAGUAAUUGGCAUUAGAAAUUCUUCUAGCUCUGGUUCUCUGAAAAACUUUGGAAUAACAUACCGAGAAGUUCCGCUUGCAGAAGAUGGUGGCCUCAACUGGGAUGCCCUUGCCCUUGCUGUGGGACCGCAGACAAAAUGUGCCUUCAUACAGAGGUCAUGUGGUUAUUCAUGGCGUCGAAGCUUAAGCAUAAUAGAAAUUCAGAGAGCAAUAAAGAUGAUCAAGGUACAAAACCCAGAUUGCAUGGUCAUGGUGGAUAAUUGCUAUGGUGAAUUUGUGGAAACAUGUGAGCCUCCAAUGGUGGGAGCUGAUUUAAUUGCUGGUAGUUUGAUAAAGAAUCCUGGUGGAACAAUUGCACCUUGUGGUGGAUACGUUGCUGGGAAGAAAAUAUGGGUUGAGGCAGCAGCAGCCCGUCUUUCUGCACCUGGUUUAGGGGUGGAUUGUGGAUCUACACCUGGUGAUGUAAUGCGAGCAUUUUUUCAAGGCUUGUUCCUUUCACCCCAAAUGGUUGGAGAAGCAAUCAAGGGAGGUUUACUCAUUGCAGAAGUCAUGGCAUCCAAGGGAUAUAAGGUUCAACCACUUCCACGGGAUCCUCAUCAUGAUACAGUGCAGGCAGUACAACUUGGAAGUCAAGAGCGUCUAAUAUCAUUCUGCGAAGCUGUGCAAAAAAACUGCCCAAUAGGAUCUUUUGUCAAACCUGUUGCUGGUCUUACGGCUGGAUAUGCAUCAGAGGUAAUCUUUGCUGAUGGAACUUUUAUAGAUGGAAGUACAAGCGAGUUGUCAUGUGAUGGACCAUUGAGGGAGCCUUUUACGGUUUUUUGCCAGGGAGGGACACACUGGACUCAGUGGGCACUUGUUCUGGGAGAAGUUCUGAGAGCAAUAUAAUUGUCAUGUCAGAGAGGCAAAGGAGCAGGUGACAAUUGCUUCUGACUUCAUAAAGGGAGAGUAUACCAUGCUCAGAAAACUGAUCUUGUAUGCUUAACGGAUUGCACUAUUGUUAUACAUCCAAGAGCAAUAUCCUCACAAUGGAUUCACUUCCAUCGCUGAGCAAGACCUAUGCCUUGCAGGAAGAGCACCAAUGAAGCCUAGAAGUUCAAUCCAUCCAGCCUCUUGAUGAUGUUGCCAUUGGAAGCAAACCACUUCAACACCAAUGGCAGUGGCAUGGGUGCUACAACUCUUCCUCCUCUUAACAAAAUAACUAUCAGACAUGGUAGAGUUCGUGCGAAUCUUGCCAUUGAAAGGUUGUAUUAAAUUGACUACUAUAACUACUUCAGCCAUGUUUGCGAGCAUUGUCCAAAUCUCCCGGGCUAAUCUCAAGGCAAUGAAUGGAACAAAAUCUCCCAACAUCACCAAUGCUGGCACAAAUUAGAACCCAAUGCACCCACAAUAUUGUUGUGCCUUGCCUCUCGCUGGCUGGCAAUACGCACAUCUACUCUCCAUAGGCCAUGCUGGAUACCAAUCCCCUUGACUGCAAUUAAGCAGGGACUAGUCUUUCUGUCAUUCCCAAGAUGCAUGGAUCAUUGAUACAGAAGCAUUUGAUCAUAUGAUCUGAUCUCCUAACCUUUUGCUAAUCAAAUCCUGCCAAACAAUUGUUCACAAUGUUCGUCUGCUCAACGGUGAGAAAGUUCGAGUCUCUUAUCAUGGUGAUUUUUAGCUCUCUACUCAUCUUAAACUUUUUAAUAUAGUUUAUGUUUCUA